Messenger RNA from Poecilia reticulata (guppy), 5621 nucleotides. RefSeq names its product collagen, type I, alpha 1b (gene col1a1b). Gene Ontology annotation, molecular function: protein binding; extracellular matrix structural constituent conferring tensile strength. Gene Ontology annotation, biological process: extracellular matrix organization. Lineage: Eukaryota; Metazoa; Chordata; Actinopteri; Cyprinodontiformes; Poeciliidae. The record is from RefSeq and is a predicted model, not a curated record.
CAGUAGGGAGUUUCUGCUGGGGUCUGGAUUGGAGUUACGCACAGACCGGACCCUGCCCUAUAUGAGUGGUGUCUGAGGAGGAAAAAGAGGAUCCCCCCCUGCCACAAAGAAUCUACAUGUCUAAUAUUUAGACAUGUUCAGCUUUGUGGAUAUUCGGUUAGCGCUUUUGCUCAGCGCAACAGUGCUUUUGGCGAGAGGUCAAGGCGAGGAUGAUAAGCAAUUUGGCAGCUGCACAUCAGAAGGACAGUCGUACAACGACAAGGAUGUAUGGAAACCAGAACCCUGCCAGAUCUGCGUGUGCGACAUGGGGACCAUCCUCUGCGACGAGGUGAUCUGCGAGGACACGUCCGAUUGUGAAGACCCCUACAUUCCAGAUGGAGAGUGCUGCCCUGUCUGCCCCGAUGGCGAGGGUCCUCCCACUGAACCUACGAUUCCAAAGGGACCCGAUGGCCCCAGAGGAGAUCCGGGUCUUCCUGGUCUCCCUGGCAAUGAUGGAAUCCCCGGACAGCCUGGCCUUCCCGGCCCACCUGGCUCCCCUGGCCCCCCUGGCCUUGGUGGAAACUUCUCUCCUCAAAUGAGCUACUUCGACCCCUCCAAGUCCAGCGGCCCACCCGUCCCCGGCCCAAUUGGUCCUCCUGGUCCCCGUGGUGUUCCUGGUCUUCCYGGCCCACCUGGUCCUUCAGGUAGCGCAGGACCCCAAGGAGAGCCUGGUGAGCCCGGUGCUGUGGGUCCAAUGGGUCCCCGYGGUCCCGCAGGCCCUCCCGGAAAGAACGGCGAUGAUGGUGAAGCUGGUAAAGCUGGACGCCCCGGUGAGCGCGGAGCUGCUGGCCCUCAGGGUGCUCGUGGAUUCCCCGGAACCCCCGGACUGCCCGGCAUCAAGGGACACAGAGGUUUCCCUGGUCUUGAUGGCUCCAAGGGAGACGGCGGACCUGCUGGUCCUAAGGGAGAGCCUGGUGUCCCCGGAGAGAAUGGCAUCCCAGGCGCCAUGGGUGCCCGUGGUCUUCCUGGUGAGAGAGGCCGCCCCGGACCUGCUGGCCCUGCUGGUGCUCGUGGUAACGAUGGCAACACCGGUCCUGCUGGUCCUCCCGGACCCACCGGAUCUGCCGGACCCCCUGGAUUCCCCGGUGCUGUCGGUGCUAAGGGUGAGACCGGACCUGCCGGAGGUCGUGGAUCUGAGGGACCCCAAGGAGCCCGUGGUGAGCCUGGUAACCCAGGACCUUCUGGACCCGCUGGACCUGCUGGUUCUCCUGGAUCUGAUGGUCAGGCUGGUGCUAAAGGUGCUAAUGGCGCUCCCGGUAUCGCUGGUGCUCCUGGUUUCCCCGGUAACCGUGGUCCUGCUGGAGCUCAGGGAGGCGCUGGUGCUCCCGGUCCCAAGGGUAACAAUGGCGAGCCUGGUCCUCCAGGUCCUAAGGGAGAGGCUGGUGCCAAGGGUGAGCCUGGCCCAGCUGGACUUCAGGGACUUCCUGGCCCCUCUGGUGAGGAGGGAAAGAGAGGACCUCGUGGAGAGCCUGGUGGUGCUGGACCCCGUGGACCCCCUGGAGAGCGUGGUGCCCCCGGUGCUCGCGGCUUCCCUGGUUCUGAUGGAGCUGCUGGUGGAAAGGGCGCCCCAGGUGAGCGCGGUGCCCCCGGACAAAUGGGAUCUCAGGGAGCCACUGGUGAGGGCGGAAGCYCCGGCGCUCCUGGCGCUCCAGGAUCAAAGGGUGUGACCGGUAGCCCCGGAAGCCCCGGCCCUGACGGCAAAGUCGGACCUGCUGGUGCUCCUGGUCAAGAUGGCCGCCCCGGACCUCCCGGCCCCGCCGGAUCCAGAGGACAGCCCGGAGUCAUGGGAUUCCCCGGACCCAAGGGAGCCUCUGGCGAAUCUGGUAAAGGUGGCGAGAGAGGACCUGGUGGAGCUGCUGGCCCAGUUGGUGCUCCCGGCAAAGAUGGUGAUGUUGGAGCUCCUGGACCUUCUGGACCUGGUGGACCUGCUGGAGAGAAAGGAGAGCAGGGACCUUCUGGUGCACCAGGAUUCCAAGGUCUUCCUGGACCCCAAGGUGCUACUGGUGAGAGCGGCAAGCCUGGCGAGCAGGGCGUUCCUGGAGAGGCYGGACCACCUGGCCCAUCUGGACCCAGAGGUGACAGAGGCUUCCCUGGUGAGCGUGGCGGUCCCGGGCCUGCCGGUCCAACUGGAGCCCGUGGCGCCCCUGGUGCUGGUGGAAACGAUGGACCUAAGGGAGAGCCUGGAGCUGGUGGCGCCCCCGGUAGUGCGGGACUCCCUGGUAUGCAGGGAAUGCCUGGAGAGCGAGGAUCUGCCGGUGUUCCUGGACCCAAGGGAGAGAGAGGAGAUGCUGGUGCUAAGGGUUCUGAUGGCACCUCUGGCAAAGAUGGCGUGCGCGGUCUGACUGGUGCUAUUGGACUUCCUGGACCUCCUGGUUCUCAGGGUGAGAAGGGAGAGGCUGGUCCCUCUGGAAUCGUUGGACCCUCUGGUCCUCGUGGUUCCCCUGGUGAGCGUGGAGAGACUGGACCUGCUGGACCUGCUGGAUUUGCUGGACCUCCUGGUGCUGAUGGUCAGCCUGGUGCCAAGGGAGAGAGUGGUGACUCCGGACCAAAGGGAGACGCUGGCCCUGCUGGACCUCCUGGACCUUUUGGAUCUGCCGGUCCUCAGGGACCUGCUGGUUCUACUGGACCCAAAGGUGCUCGUGGUGGUGCUGGAUCUCCUGGUGCUACUGGUUUCCCUGGACCUGCCGGCAGAGUUGGACCCCCUGGCCCCUCUGGAGCUUCUGGACCCCCCGGACCUGUUGGACCCGUUGGAAAGGACGGACCCCGAGGAUCUCGCGGUGAGACCGGCCCUGCUGGUCGCCCUGGUGAGUCUGGUGCUGCCGGUGCUCCCGGYCCCAGUGGAGAGAAGGGAUCCCCUGGCUCUGAUGGAUCCCCUGGUACUCCCGGUCUGCCUGGACCCCAGGGUAUCGCUGGAGUGAGAGGUAUCGUAGGUAUCACUGGACAGCGUGGAGAGCGUGGUUCCACUGGUAUCCCUGGACCCGCUGGUGAGCCUGGUAAGCAGGGACCUUCUGGCCUUGUUGGUGAGCGUGGACCCCCUGGACCUGGUGGACCCCCUGGACUGUCUGGUGCCCCYGGAGAGGCUGGUCGUGAGGGAUCUUCUGGUCAUGAUGGUGCUCCUGGUCGUGACGGUCCUCCUGGCCCUAAGGGAGACCGUGGUGAGAGUGGCAAUGCUGGACCCCCUGGACCUCCUGGUGCUCCUGGAGCCCCCGGAGCUGUCGGCCCCUCUGGCAAAAGCGGUGAACGCGGAGAGAGUGGUCCUGCUGGUCCCGCUGGUCCUGCUGGCAUUACUGGACCCCGUGGUUCUACUGGCGCUGCUGGUGCUAAGGGAGACAGAGGAGAGGCUGGUGAGGCUGGAGAUAGAGGCCACAAGGGACACAGAGGACUCAGCGGACAGCCUGGUCUGCCUGGACCUCCUGGAGUUCACGGAGACAGAGGACCCGCUGGUGCUUCCGGACCCGCUGGACCCAGAGGGCCAUCUGGAAACAACGGUUCCCCUGGUAAGGAUGGACAGAACGGUAUGCCCGGACCCAUCGGACCCCCUGGACCUCGUGGUCGCAAUGGAGAGCUGGGACCUUCUGGUCCCCCUGGACCUCCUGGACCCCCUGGACCUCCUGGAGCCCCUGGCAGCGCCUUUGAAUUCGUUGCACCACCCCAGCAGGAGAAGGGCCCAGAUCCUCUCCGUGGUGGCUACCGCGCUGAUGACCCCAACAUGAUGCGUGACCGCGACAUGGAGGUUGACACCACCCUGAAGACCCUGACCCAGAAGGUUGAGAAUAUCCGCAGCCCCGACGGCUCCCAGAAGAGCCCUGCUCGCAUGUGCCGUGACCUGAGGAUGUGCCACCCUGAAUGGAAGAGCGGCACAUACUGGGUUGACCCCAACCAGGGCUCUUCUCUGGACGCCAUCCAGGUCCACUGCAACAUGGAGACUGGAGAGACCUGCGUCUACCCCAUCGAUUCCAACAUCCCCAUGAAGAACUGGUACCUCAGCAAGAACCUCAGAGAGAAGAAGCACAUCUGGUUCAGCGAGUCCAUGACCGGUGGAUUCCAGUUCCAGUAUGGCACCGAGGGAGCUGAUCCCGAGGACGUCAACAUCCAGAUCUCCUUCAUGCGCCUGAUGUCCAACCAGGCCUCACAGAACGUGACAUAUCACUGCAAGAACAGCAUCGCCUACAUGGAUUCUGCAACAGGCAACCUGAAGAAGGCCCUCCUUCUCCAGGGCUCCAAUGAUGUCGAGAUCAGAGCCGAGGGCAACAGCCGCUUCACAUACAGCGUCAGCGAGGAUGGCUGCACGUCACACACUGGCACAUGGGGCAAGACAGUCAUCGACUACAAGACAUCGAAAACAACCCGACUGCCCAUCAUUGACAUUGCUCCUAUGGAUGUUGGUGCACCCGAUCAGGAAUUUGGCGUCGAAGUUGGCCCCGUUUGCUUCUUGUAAAAAAAAAAAAAAAAUGAAAGAAACAUGGACAUGACAUUGUUGUUUUUUUCUAGCAGUCAUCUCUAAAACCUCUUUUUUUUCUUAUGCAACCAAAACUCAUUCGGCCGCCAUUGGUCCACAAUGCUUUAAAACCACUCCACUGAAGACGGUGUCUGCAUUUUUUUUUUCCAACCCUGAGAUGCUUUUUAUUUUGGGACUGCUACUUCAUCUGAAAACCAACCACACAGGGACACUUUAAAUAAAACUUUUUGAUUCCACUGGCAACAAGAAAAUAAUGUACGUAUGUGUAAAAUUUCCCCAAAGGAGAUGAUUAAAAAUAAGAGAAAAAAAGAAAACAGAAUCGGGUGACUUUUUACCUAUUUCCUACCACUGCAGAAGGACUUUGAAAACAACAAAUGAUAUGUACCAUUUUUCUGGUGUUAAAUAAAUUGUAAAAAGUGUGGAGUGUCUUGUUGAUCUAAAUAGAUAUGAAAAACACCUGAACUUUGGACCAACAAAAAAACAAGACAAUUAAGCUCACCUUCAUUGCAAUAUAUAGAUGGCUACCUCAGAGUCACCCCCCAAUUUUUCUUUAGAAAUUGCCUAUCGGGGGACAUURAACCAUUUAAAGGUGCUAUUACUAAUCCAAAUGAGGUCCAGUUAUCAGUAUUUGAUGAUCAAACUCUCACUCUCAUACUGUAAUUGUUGCCACUAAUGCCUGCAGAACUUUGGUGCUACUAAAUUCACUCAUUGUCUUGUUGUCUAUGCAGUGCAAUUGUUUUCUUCUUUGAGUGUUGGUUUGAUGACAGAGGCGAUUGCUGCAGGUGUGAUGCAUGCAUUCGUGUCUUUGUAGAUACAAGCGAGUGACUUCCCUGCCCACAUGUUCAGUGUUUGCCCCAUCUGUGGAAAAUCCCUUAAAUAUCCUUGAAAAAAAAGAAAGAAAAAAAAAAAAAAAGAAAUCACUCAAAAGAACAGCACACAUCUUCCCGGUUGUUUAUGUUUCAUUGAUGUCUUUUUUUGCAGAGAGUUUCUUAAAAAUGGAAAUUGAAGCAGACCGACUUUCAUGAUUUCAAGGAGAGAUUCUGUACUUAUUUUGUACAUGUAUAAUAAAUCAAGAUGUUUUUAAUUAUUUUGGGUGCUGAAAUAAAGCAUGUGAAGUGGUCUA